AUGUAUGGGAACCAGAGGACGAAUCACGAGUACGCACCCCCCAUGGUGAUCAAUGUGAACAACAAGCAAGUGAAUCCCCCACCUUUAAGUUACAGAAGCUACCCACCGAGGAGUAUAAAUCUGGGACCAGUUAGCAAUCAACAUGAGUCAAACGCAAGCGAUAACAUGAAGAAUUAUGUGCAAUAUUCUGGCCACCGAAAUGUCUCUGAAAUGGAGCCCUUGAAACAUACCACUUCGCAAUAUAUACCAAGGAGAAGAGACGAACGACAGAAAACGAUGGGCGUCAUGGGCCUGGCCAAUCAGUGGGACUUGAACAGGGCCGACAUAAACCACAUUGUAGCCAAUUACACAAAUUCAAUUCGAGUCCCGACCAACCACAGCUCUGAUGGUAGCAGUCAGGUGAGGACAUUUCACAAAAAUAGGCCAGAAUCUGUUAGGGAAAUUCCCCCAUUCCAAGUUGAUAAAAGUAAAAUGAAUUAUCUUCCGGCAGAAAGGAACACCACACCCAUCAGUGUUGAGAGCGAAAUGGACAGUAAGAAAGAUAUGUCAUUCCUGGGAAGGGAAUACCAAUCUGUGUACCUUAGUAGAAAUCAAAAUGACUAUGUGGUAGAACAGAAGGGGAGACAUCCAACAAUGUCAAGUCAGGGGGGGGAAAAAAAAAGUGUCACGGUAAGUACUAGUGAGAAGGAUACCUUUCUGGGCGGUCUCAAGAGGGAAAAUAACAUUGCCAUUUCGACAAGUUUACAGUCAAGCGGUGAUGAGAAAUUUAUCAAAGGUCAAGCACAGGUGAGUAGGAACAAAGCAGAUGGAAAAAAGGUGGAAAAGAAAAAUAGCAAAAUAGGUGAAGAACUAAAAAGUGAUCGGCUGAGUACUCCCCGUAAGGGGAAGAACGAUCACGUGUUAGGUAGGGAGACCAUGCAGGAAUACCGGCUUAGGAAUGGAGAAAAGGAAUAUACAUCUCCACAACGUGAUGGCAAAAGUGCGAAAAACGGUGAGUCCUCUACCAAAGCGCCAAUACAUCGAAGCUGUAGGGAACAAUUACCACACAACCUUUCAAUCAAUUUGAAAAGAGACAUGUUCGACAUGACCAAAGGGUUACGAAUUUUCGACCAUAUGAUAAUUGUAGAUAGAAAUAGUGUACUCAAAUUGUGGAAUGGCUUUGAAUGGAAGAGAGUGAAGAGUUAUUUCCAAUUUGUGACUAAGGCUAGAUAUGACCGUAGGGGACACCUGUGGUGUAUCAAUAAUUCGUACGAGCUACUCAAAAGGAUGAAAAAAAAAUUUAAAAACUUUGGGAAUUUAGCUAACGAAGAAAUUGUAGAUAUCAGUUUUGAUAAAAAAAAUCUCUUAUGGUGUGUUAAUCGUAAGGGAGAGUUGCUCAAAUGGAAUAGAACCAAAUGGACUAAAGUGAGAUUUUCUGGAUUCCAUAAAUUGAUUAGUGUGGCCUUUGACAGUAGGGGAGAUUUGUGGGCUAUCAACACGAAGAGGGCGUUGGCGAUCUGGUGUGAAAAGGACAGUUGCUGGAAUGAAAAAGUUGUGAAGGAUGAUUUGAAAAUAUGUGCCAUCGAUUUUGACAACGAUGGGCAUAUCUGGGUCGUAUCCACUGCGGGCGCGCUGUUGACCUAUUCGCAGGGUCACUGGGUGAACUUUGGCUACGUCUCCUUGGACCGCUUGAUUUCGGUGGGCUUUAGGAAGGUCCGCGCGGGGUAG
Messenger RNA from Plasmodium inui San Antonio 1, 1707 nucleotides. RefSeq lists its product as hypothetical. The record is from RefSeq and is a predicted model, not a curated record. Gene Ontology annotation, molecular function: protein binding. Bases 1 to 1707 code for a protein of 568 amino acids. NCBI's taxonomy places the organism in Eukaryota, Apicomplexa, Aconoidasida, Haemosporida, Plasmodiidae. The transcript has a single exon.